Anisakis simplex (herring worm) is the source of this 2856-nucleotide messenger RNA. The record is from the annotation of a GenBank genome assembly. NCBI's taxonomy places the organism in Eukaryota, Metazoa, Nematoda, Chromadorea, Rhabditida, Anisakidae.
AUGAAUUUCCGGAAUGACUUUAUUCCAAGAAGCGUGGUGAUUUCAGGUAUGCGGAGAUGGUUCUCGAAGCUUGCUGCAUCAACUUCUGCAUCGGCUGACUCAUCCAGGUCCGCCUCACCAGCAACAUUGACAGCGUCCAGCAACAUCGCCAUCUCAUCGUCGACAGGCAGACUUUCUGGCGAAGGGGGUGUCACUAUGGAAUCGCCGUUAGACAUCCCGCCACCUCCAACACCGCCCGUUUGUUCGACACCAAUCGACAAUUGGAACGCCGAUUUUGCAUCGGACCCGUCUUCGUGGGAAGCAUCAUUCGAUAAGCAUUGGCAUCGUGUUGAGAAGCUCAUUGAUGAUCAAGUGGAAGUUACCUAUGAAAAAACGUUGAGCGUUUUUCGUCAUCUGGGCGCGAUGAGUCAACUUCUGAUGAUGGAAAUGAAUGCGCAACCCGAGCCGGCGAUUGGCGUUAUUUUGGAUCGUUACUUUACCGAUCAAAUUAUGGAACGAAUCAUCGAUUGGGCUAUUGAGGCACCACAGUUCUUAACACCGACUUGUCAGGUGAGUUUAAUCCGCAUCUACGAAGUGAUGGUCAGUGAGAGUCAUUCGCAAAACCAUUGCUUGCUGGUGCAUAAACCGAUGUUGUUACCGCUGGUGCGUCUGCUGGAAUGGUGUCGUCGAAGUGCGGAGAAACGAAGUUUCACCCCAUCGAAUACCGAUAAACAUUUCGUUCUUCUGCUCAAUCAAAUUUGUACAAAAAUGGCCGAAGAUGCAACGUUGUUACAUUUUUUCUUUACGUUCGGUGGUGAAAGCGAUGAGCAAUUUCUGGUGUUCAGUUUAUUGAUACCGUAUUUGUAUGAUUCGGGUGAUGUGGGUCAGCUGGCUCGUGAUGCCCUCUUACUUGUUCUUUCAGUUUCUAGACGUCUCAAGUAUGUCGCUGCUUUUGUGGCGGUUAAGUCAAAUUUUUGUCCAGUCGUAGCCACCGGUCUGUCGGGUUGCUAUUCGCAGUUACCACGAAAUAUUGGAUCGUUAUUUUAUGUUCGUGAGGAUUGGCAUAAAAUCAGUGCUGAUGAUAUAGAUUCAUAUCCGAGCUUGGCUGAUUUUCACUCAUCUUUACUCUUCUGUAAUGCGGUCGUUCAGGUAGCACACGACUAUGUUGUUUCACAGAUUGUUACGUAUAUUUAUAACGGGUUUUUGCUACCGGUCGUUUUACCAUCAUUGCUUCAGAGUGGACAAGAGGAGUUGAUCUCAUCGACAGCCUAUUAUCAUCUUUGCAUUGAUACCGUCACCGAACCAGCAUUAAUUCAAGCAUUGAUCAAGUUGUUGGUGGUUGAAGAAUGUGAUAGAAAUAAAAAGAUUAUCGAUGUGAUUGUUGAGCGAAUUGCGCCUGGCAAUAGGUUAAGUCAAGUGAGUCUUUCAUUGAUUCGAACGUUGAUCGAUUUGCGUUGUGAAGAUGUAAUGCUCGAUCUCGUUUUCAAAUACCUCUUACCGUGCUCAUUUCUUCAACCAAAUCAGACACCAACUUCAAAAGUACACAAAUACGCUUUAGAUUCAGCCAAUAUAUUACUUUCGUAUAUACCCGAGUGUACACUGAAAUCAUCGGUGUUAUGUUCACAGUCAUCAUUGCAAAGUUAUUUGUACGAAUCUCAAAAACGUGUGCAACUGACCGCAGAUUCUUGCACAGACACGUGGGCAUGGUCUUACGAUGGACGUAAUCCAUCGCCGGCGAUGUUUCGUGGUAGUUCGGAUGAUGAGAGUCCUUCAACUGAUAGUGCGAUGUUCAUCCGGCAGUCAUCGACUCGCUCAUCGAUGACGUCGGCACGUCAAGGUCUGAACAGAUACUUUUUGAACGGUACGGCGCAUUUGACUGCCGAAAGUCUUUCGCAGCACACACCUCUGCCCGAAUUGGGUCAGCAAUCGGAUGUCUCGAAUCCAUCCAGACCAUCGAUCCUGUACAACGAGCCCAGUUCUCCGUCGAUUUUUGAAGAAGAUGACGAUGUGAUGAUGGAUGAUUUGAGUAUGCCCCCAAUAACGCCAACAUCAAUAAUGAUGACAUCGGAUUAUUUUCAAUUCGCCUAUGACGGUGGUAUAUCGGAAUCUGAAGCGGAAUCGAGUGGUGUUCGACUGGUACCACAAAAAAAUAGCAGCGGUGAUGCUGGGAAAUCAACAGAGCAAAACACUAAACAAUCAGAUCAACAUAAUGAUAGUUCGACGAGUGGCGGCUUUGAUACAGAUCUGGAAAUGGCAAAAUCGUUUGUAUUAAGAGGAUGGGGACAGGUUGAGGAUAUGGAGACGUUUAUGGCUCUUCUUGAGCGCGUUCCAUCUUCGAAAACGAAGCAUUCACUCGAGGAGAAUGCAGCGUUGAUUGAUUCACGCAUUCAGUAUUUGGAUGAGUUGAGUGCCGAGAGCAACGAAAUGAAACAAGAAGCAAAUGAAAAUGAAACACCCACAACGGUUAUUGGCGAGAGUUAUCCUUCACCGCAAAACCUACCGGCCGGACAUCCUAUUAUAUGUCCAGAAAAUCAAGGAGUUGGACCAUUUUUGGAGUCACUGUUGAGGGCAUUGGAGAAUAUGAUAGACAAUACGUUGUUUGUAAAUAUACACUUGACAUUUGUGAUAUCAUCAUUGGCCACUUAUACACAACCGCUGAUGGCGAACUAUUUCUUCGCUCCAAAUCUGAAUCUAAGACCGGGUGUCAAAAGUCUUAUGAAGAUCCUCUCCAUCCUGAAAGCGAAAAUUGAUGCGUAUGCGGCUUCAGUGGAAGGAUUUGACGUUCUGUUGGAAAGGGGAAUAAAGUUUCUGAAAUUAAGGGCUGAUCGUUAUGAAAAGGUUAGUGCGCAUUUGUUGACAGUUAUUCAUCGUUUCUAG